Symbiodinium necroappetens is the source of this 921-nucleotide messenger RNA. The record is from the annotation of a GenBank genome assembly. Lineage: Eukaryota; Dinophyceae; Suessiales; Symbiodiniaceae.
AUGUGCAUCCUGGUGGUGGCUGUAGGUUGCCAUCCAUCCCUCCCUUUCAUCUGCGCUCACAACCGCGACGAGCAGCGUGACCGUCCGAGCCGUGAUGACAGCUUGGAGGAGGACACACAGCUUCUUUGCGGUCGGGACAUCCAGGCCGGUGGAACAGUGCUGGGCCUCCAUGCUGCGGGCGGCGGCUUCGCGGCGCUGACGAACUGUCGCACCACGGUGAAGUGGCCCGAAGAUCAGCGCACAUCCCGAGGACGCCUGGUGGAGUUCCUUGCGGUGAACGGAACAGCUGGAGCAGAGGAGUUCAUCCAAUCUCGGAAGAUUGACCCUUUUCACGCUUUGGCUGGCCACAUCUUCUGCGAUGCGCCGGAGAUCCACUACUUCUGGAGUGCGCCGCCAGACACCGGUGAACAGGCGUCCUCCAAAUGGUCUGCUGGCCACAGGAUUCUGGAGCGCGGAGUCUUCGUCGUCUCGAACGAAACUCCGGCAGGCGAAGCCUGGCCAAAGUGCCUUUGGCUUCGUCGCGCGGUGGAGGACUUCCUGGAGCAGCUGAGAAGACGAGGCGAGAAGGCGAGCGAUGCAAGCGAGCUGGUGAGCCAAGUUCACGCCGGAUUGGCCGAGAUCAUGUCACGGUCUGAUGUUCCAGAACUGAAGGUACCGUCCAGGCUUCCAAAGUGGUUUCCCGAAGCCGUGGAGGAGAAGCUGCACUCGGGUCCCUUUUGCCCCUGGCGCCCAGAUUUGGAGACCUUCGGUACCGUGUCUCAAAGGAUACUUGUGUGCGAUGGCGUCAAGCGGCAGACGCACUACUUCUAUCGCCCGACCAACCUCGGCAGCCCUCCGCAACUUGGACCAUGGAGGUCUUUCCUCAUUCGGUGGCCCCUCCUUGUGCAGACACCGUCCGCCCAGCAAUCGGCGAAGUUGUGA